Molecule: messenger RNA, 1968 nt
Organism: Talaromyces proteolyticus
Lineage: Eukaryota; Fungi; Ascomycota; Eurotiomycetes; Eurotiales; Trichocomaceae
Product: dual specificity phosphatase catalytic domain protein
Exons: 2
Coding region: 1-1968 (655 amino acids)
Biological process (GO): 7-methylguanosine mRNA capping; dephosphorylation
Molecular function (GO): protein tyrosine/serine/threonine phosphatase activity; mRNA guanylyltransferase activity
Source: RefSeq, a predicted model, not a curated record
AUGGCUGCUGCUUGUGGAUUGUUCUCCCGUUGGGCUCGAAAGCCCCAUCCGCAACAAGGACGGGAACAGCGUCGUCGUAAACAUACUGCCGCAACACUCGUAUCAUCUGGAGAGGAUACUGACGAGAGUUCUUCAUUGCGGAAGCCUGUCGCGGUAGACGAAAAGGAGUUUGCCACUGUCUACCGCCGCUUCUCUCCAAGCGACGAAUAUGUCGACCCCGGCUUGUUGAAAAAACACUCGGAUUAUCUUUCCUACACCACAUCCGUCACCACCUAUCCAUCCAUUAGGACUUUCUUCUCCCCGCAUCCCCAUAUGAGCAAACUCCCGUCCAAACCUACGCCAGUGCCUAUGCUUGUGUUCGUCCAUGGACUAGGCGGUUCUCUCGCACAAUUCCAUCACCUACUAACUAGUUUGUCGAACGUUGGACCCUGCUUCGGAAUUGAUUUACCUGGAUGCGGCCUCUCGAAAUUUUCACCUACAUCAUGGAAGGCUUAUUCAAUUGAAGCUUUGGCAGAAUUACUUGCAGUUGCCAUUGAGCAACAUCGUGAUAAGGAUGCCGGUCAGGGAGUGAUCCUGAUUGCACAUAGCAUGGGCUGCUCGCUGUCGGCACUACUCGCCUCGUCCACUUCUCCUGUGGUUACUGCCUUACAACCACAAAUUCAAGGCGUAAUUGCCAUCUGCCCCAAAGCCUCACCACCAACAUCUAAAGAAGCUGCUCUCUUCCGCAAACUGCUUUGUAUUCCUACGCCAAUUUUUGACCUGUGGCGUCUUUGGGACCGUCGAGGUGGGAUUCAUAGCAAAAGUGUCACCCGUUUUGUCGGUAAAGAUGCCGACCCCGACACCAAACAGUUACAAGUGCGGUUUAAUUCGCAAAGUCGAAGUGCAGUCUGGAGAAGAAUGGCCUGGGGUACCCUACCCACAUUUGAAGGAGAGAGACCGAUUGGCGGUAUGCCAGGCCAGACGGUCUGGGCGGGCAUCCAGGCACCGCUUUUGCUAAUAGCCGGAGAAGCUGACACAGUAACAAAGCCCGCAGAAGUUGAGAAGAUCUUGAAGUUUCUCGAAGACCCGAAUACAACAUCUAUAACAAACGGAGACUCGAAGAAUGCGGUCAUUCCUGACGCUGCUCGAGUUCAAGAUUCGAAGGAAGGCGUUUUUGUUGACCCCCGCGCCCAUGAGGAAGCUUAUGGGGUUGACACAUUGAAAAGCGAAUCUAAAGACGCCAAGUCUAGCCAGGGGAAAGUUGUCAAAACUAGAAUCCUGCCAGAUCCAGCUUCUCACGCUUUGCUAUAUGAUCGUGCCACUUACCGAACACUCGCCGGCUUGAUCCAGGACUUUCUCCAAAAGCACAUUGACCACCGUCUGAGUCUAGGGUGGCAGCUUCAACAUCUUAACACCUCUGGGAAGUGGGAUGUGAAGAACCUGGUCAAGUGGCAGAAAGUCGCUCCUACCUCCAGUCCCAUAGCGGACACCUUCAUUGCCAUGAAGAUGCUUCGUGGAGUGGACGAGGAGCACAACCCAGUUCGUUUUUCUGCACAAUGGAAAGGCAAGAUCCAUGCCGUAAUUGACAUUAGCCAUGAAAAUCCAGUCUAUGAUCCGAAUGAGCUGGAAAAUGGAGGGAUCCACUACCAUAAACACCCAACAGUGUCCAAAAUCCCACCCACGCCGGAUGAAACCCGGGACUUUAUUGGUCUAGUCGACCAAUUGGAGAAGGAAAUCUCCGAAACGAUGAAGAAGCGUGUGGACGAGGCUACAACACGUCCGCUGGUCGGAGUACAUUGCCAUUACGGCUUUAAUCGAACGGGAUUCCUCAUAACCAGCUACCUCAUCGAGAGGAAAGGCUUCAGUGUGCAAGAUGCUGUGGACGAAUUCGAAAAGUGUAGACCACCCGGCAUUCGACACGCGCAUUUCAUAGACACAUUGUUUGUUCGGUAUUGUGUUGGGCUCAAGCGAAGCACAACUUUGGAAUGA